AUGCAAGAUCCAUUUGACCAAAAGAAACAAGCAAUCCUUAACGAGAUUACUCUCAAUAGUGAAGAUAAUCUAGAUGCAUCACCAAAAGGUACGAUUGAUGAACAUUGUAUACCAAUCAUUAACUUAAUAAAUUCAGAUCCUAACAUGGUAACCACUUCGUCCUGUUCGGGAAGAGUAUCAGUAUUCUUAGAAGGAAAGAAACAAGAGAAUGAUACUAAGAUAAUAGCAAAAGGAAAUGAAGGUCGUUGGUUAUUUGUAACUCAUGAUACAUCUGAUUUGAACAAUUGGUAUACCAAAGUUGAUUUUAAAUACCAUGAGAACCAAUUCCCUCCUCAAGAUAAUAAUCAUAGAAGUAUAUCGUUUAAAUUUGAACCAUUGAUCUUACAUGUUAAAUGUCGAGAUUUAGAUCAGGCCACUAAAUUAUAUACAUGUGCUAUGAAUAAUGGAUUUAGAGAAUCCGGAAUUGGAAGUAAUUUUAAUGUAGCAAUUAGAAUUUCAAUUAAAUUAGAUAUCCCCAUUGGUUAUUAUGAAAAUGAUACUGAAGAAUUGAUAUCAUUUGUUAGUGAGAGUUACUUAGACUAUGUCACUAAAUUAUCAUUUGAAAGAUUUAAUGAAAAUUUUAAGAAAUUAGAUCAAUUAUAUAAAAGUAUUGAAUGUUUAAUUAAGAGUUCUUCUAGUGAAUCAUCAUCAUCUGGAAUAACCAAGAAAGAAUCAAAGGAAGAAAGAAGACAAAGAAAAAUACGAGAAGGUUUACAAAGACAGCAAGAGACAAAGAAGUUAAAAGAACAACAAGAAGCUCAGAAGGAGUUGGAACAGUAG
This is a messenger RNA of Hemisphaericaspora subhashii, 819 nucleotides long. Its product is annotated as tRNA methyltransferase. NCBI's taxonomy places the organism in Eukaryota, Fungi, Ascomycota, Pichiomycetes, Serinales, Debaryomycetaceae. Gene Ontology annotation, biological process: tRNA methylation. Gene Ontology annotation, molecular function: tRNA methyltransferase activity. The coding region runs from base 1 to 819 and encodes 272 amino acids. The transcript has a single exon. Gene Ontology annotation, cellular component: cytoplasm. The record is from RefSeq and is a predicted model, not a curated record.